Molecule: messenger RNA, 2215 nt
Organism: Lagenorhynchus albirostris (white-beaked dolphin)
Lineage: Eukaryota; Metazoa; Chordata; Mammalia; Artiodactyla; Delphinidae
Gene: TTC23
Product: tetratricopeptide repeat domain 23
Exons: 13
Coding region: 431-1888 (485 amino acids)
Molecular function (GO): protein binding
Source: RefSeq, a predicted model, not a curated record
UGAGAUACUAAGUUGCUUUAUGGGAAAAGACUGCGCCAAUUUAGUCUGGAAUUGCCCUACUUUAGACUUUUUCUGGUUAUCAAUCUGUACAAAGAAUCACCAAACUGAUACAGCGUGGACCAAACUGAUAAAUCAGGCUGCCGGGACAUUGUGUAAUUCGAUCGAAAAAGAAACGGACAACCUCUCAAGCACAUCGAGUAUUUGACAAAGGAUUUUACGACACAGUGAGAGAUGAAUUUCAACCAAAAAAAAAAAGUUGUGACUGAAGAACACCAUGGGAAGAUGGGAGAUAUUUGUACUCAGACUGUAGGCUUUCACCUGAUCUGUUUCUCUGAGACAAAACUCAGUUCCAUACCUCAGUGAGCUGCUACCAUGUACCAGAUGAUAUCCUCAGUGUUGGGCAAAAAAAGAGGAUAAUGUAUAUAAAAAUAUGCAAGAAUCACAGGAAACUCACAUAUCCAACCACCUGGAUGAAAUUGUUGCUGCCGUCAGCAUAACACCUCGAAAAAUGCUCCAAAACAAGCUGCCUCAGACAGCACUGUUUCAGCCUCCUCGAGAGAAACUUCACCUCUGUGAAGAGAAAGCAAAGUCCUAUUCUAGCAGUCAUGAGUAUAAACAGGCUCUCCAGGAGCUUGUGCGCUGUGUGGCGCUGACGAGGAUCUGCUAUGGUGACUCACACUGGAAACUGGCCGAGGCGCAUGUUAACCUGGCUCAGGGCUACCUCCAGCUGAAAGGACUGUCACUGCAAGCAAAACAACAUGCAGAAAAAGCCAAAGAAAUCCUCACCAACUCCAUUGUGCAUCCCUACAAUGACAAUACAGAUGUUUUCAAGUGUUCGGUUGAGUUAUUCCAUACCAUGGGGAGAGCCUUACUCUCCCUUCAAAAGUUUAAGGAAGCUUCAGAGAAUUUGACAAAAGCAGAGAGACUUUCAAAGGAGCUGCUGCAAUGUGGAAGGAUUAUAAAGGAAGAAUGGAUAGAAAUUCAAACGCAGAUCAAAUUGUCAUUUGCACAGGUAUAUCAAGGUCAGAAGAAAUCAAAAGAAGCUCUGCCCCACUACCAAGAGGCUUUAGAAUAUAUUGAGAUCAGUAAAGGUGAAAAAAGUCUUGAGUGCGUACCAACAUUGAGGGAAUUGGCAGGUGUAGAACAAGCCCUGGGAUUUCACGACGCAUCCAUCAACCACCUUUUACAGGCGCGUCUCAUCGUCCUGAGCAGAAACCCCUCUCAAGAGGAGGCAGCCGUGUCCGCACACUCCGUCGCCUGUGCUGCUGUCGCUUCUGGAAGGCCUGAGCACCAUGAUGUGGCUGAGCAGUAUUUUCAAGAUAGCAUGGCUAAUCUUAAGGAUGCUGAAGGGAUAGGAAAAGCCAAAUUUCUUUCAAUUCAAGAUGAUUAUUGCCAUUUUCUACAAGUCACUGGACAAAAAGAGAGAGCUACCUCCAUCCUGAGAGAGUCCCUGGAGGCCAAAGUGGCAGUGUAUGGCGAUCUCAGUCCCGAGGUGGCAGAGACAUACCGGCUCCUGGGCGGGGCUGACCUGGCACAGGGGAACCAGAGAGGGGCCCACAAGAAACUGAAGAAGGAAAACGAGAAACACCCUUUGGAGGCUGAUUUCAGACCAGAGUGCACUGGCCUCCUUGGAAGAAUCUGGAGAGUACAGAAUACCUUUAUUUAUGAUGGAGAAUGUUCUCCUAUCGAGUGUCUUCAGAUCCAGACCCUCUUAUAUGGACCACAGGACAAGAGGACUCUGGCCACCCAGCAGACCAUGGAUGUCCUGUCCAAGGCCCCCGAGAAGGCCGUGAAGCCUCGGCAGCCCCCAAGAGCCAAGGUGGCCUUCUGCACCGGCGAGCCGCAGCACACCGCGCUGGGGAAGGCCAGGCCCAACGCAGACGACUGAGCCCACCCCCACCAAAAGCUCUGCUCAUGCCUGGGUGCUGACACUUAGGGUGCUCUAUAAAUCUCUCUCCAGCCAGAAGGUGGACUUCAACAGUCAUUGGCAGAUUUUUUAGGCUGUUUGCUCCAAAUGCAACAGCGGUCCCAUAAACUUCCCAUGGGCCACCUUUUGACAGUGGAUGCCCUUCCCGGUGAUUUGGCGCUGCUAUAAAGCAUUUUUCUUUUUACCACCUUAGUGGUUUUUCUUGCCAGCAAGAAUUUUUACCCAUCAGCACUAUUGUGGCUGAAAGGCUUCUCUUCAAAAGUUCGAAACUUCCUGUGUAGGAAAGCA